CACCCGAAAGAGUACAAACCCCGUUUGCUGAUUUUCUUGCGAUAGGCGAGGGCUCUACCUCUCAUCGCAGAUAUUUUAGCGACGACUUUGGUCUUCCACUAGUCUUUGCCACUAGUGCUGGCCUUCUCUUCCGCGCUCCUUCCUAAUUCCCCAUGAUUAAGACUGGUUCAUCUCCAAGAUUCCGCUCUCCUUGUGAACUUCUUUCCAUCGAUUCAACUGCGACCCCUCUCUGUCAUCAAGCAGCGAGAUGAAGAACAUGAAACCGCCACUUCUGCUAUUCAUAGUCGUCUCCGUCUCGCUGGAAGCGCUCACGGUCUCAGUCACCGGCAACAACGUUGGCGCUUACCUGCCGACCGAUGAGAUCGCCGUCGACUGUGGCUCCUCCAGCAACUCCACUGUGGACAAACGGACUUGGAUUGGAGAUGCCGAGGAAGGUUCGAGGUACUCUCCAAUUGAGAAAACUCGCUCCUCUAUCAUUGCAAGGGCAAACAGUUUAGAUCCCUCUGUCCUCCUGGUCCCAUACUACACUGCUCGCCUCUCCCGCUCCGAGUUCGCCUACACCUUCCACGUCACCACCGCAGGGCCCAAAUUCGUUCGCCUCCACUUCUUCCCUUCCGAUUACCUCAACUUCCGCAGCACGGAUUCUUUGUUCUCGGUCGAGGCCGCCGGCGUCACUCUGCUCCGCAACUUCAGCGCUUCCCUCUUGGCUGAUUAUACCACCCCGCGAGCCUCGAGCUUCUAUAAAGAGUUCUGCUUAACUGUUGGAGAGGACCAGCUAUUGAACAUAACGUUCACUCCCAGUCCUGGUAAUUCAGACGCUUAUGCUUUCGUGAAUGGAAUCGAAGUCGUUUCCAUGCCCUACAGUCUCUACUACAGCACGACCGUGUUCGGUACCACUGAUGCCCUCGCAAUGGUGAAGCGCUUGAACGUCGGAGGAAAUUCUAUUGAUUCAGCCGGUGACACGGGAAUGUACAGGACCUGGGACCCAGAUGACGACUAUGUGACUUCUUCGUACCUCGGAGUUUUGCCGGUUAACACGAGUAUCCAACUCAGUUACAGUGACCAAGUGCCAAAUUACACGGCUCCAGAUCCCGUGUACAAAACGGCAAGGACUAUGGGAACACUCAAAAGAAUCAAUCUGAGCUACAACCUCACGUGGUCCAUCGAGGUGGAUACAGAGUUCUACUACUUGGUCCGGUUACACUUUUGCGAGUUCCAGAUAGAGAUAAAUAACCCCACAGAUAGGGUUUUCGAGAUCUUCAUAGAUUCACAACUGGUCGAGGGUCGUGCGGAUAUCAUUAGUUGGAGCGGGAAGGGCGUGCCCGUCUAUAGAAGUUAUGCAGUAUACAUGCAUGGCGGCCAAAAGAAAAGAACCAACCUCUCGGUCGCGGUGGGCGCGCUUCCAGAUGGUUAUACUCUUUACUCUGAUGGCAUCUUGAAUGGCCUCGAGAUAUUCAAGAUCAUCAAUUCAGACAGGGAUUUCGCCGGGUUGAACCCAGAUCCAGUCCCAAAGCCGGUGCUUUCACCGGCAAGCAAAGCAUCGUGGAACCACAGCAAAACAGCAAAGAUCGCCACCAUUGCUGGCAUAGCUUCGGGCUCCGCCUUGCUCUCACUCCUGGCUUUCUUCCUUUACUGGCGACGAAACAGAGCAAAGGAUUCAACCUCAAGCGACGCAAACAAGUCGGCGAAGACCCAGAGGUCAUCCCUGCCGUCGUAUCUGUGCCCCAACUUCUCCCUGGCCGAGGUCAGACGGGCCACGAGCAACUUCGACAAGGCGUUCAUAAUCGGCGUUGGCGGGUUUGGCAAUGUGUACAAGGGCUAUGUCGACGGCGGGGCCACCCAAGUGGCAAUCAAGCGGCUGAACUCGGGGUCACAGCAGGGCCUCCACGAGUUCAUGACCGAGAUUCAGAUGCUCUCGCAGCUGCGGCACCUCCACCUGGUCUCCCUGAUCGGGUUCUGCCACGAUGCGGGAGAGAUGAUCCUCGUGUACGACUACAUGGCACGUGGGACCCUCCGCGACCACCUAUACAAUACCGACAAUCCCCCACUCCCCUGGAAGCAGAGACUCGAGAUCUGCACGGGCGCCGCGCGUGGGCUACACUACCUCCACAGCGGUGCCCAGCACACCAUCAUACAUCGCGACAUGAAGACGACCAACAUCCUGCUCGACGACAAGUGGGUUGCCAAGGUGUCCGACUUUGGGCUCUCGAAGGUCGGGCCCACGAGCGAGUCCAUGACGCACGUCAGCACGGUCGUGAAGGGCACCUUCGGGUACCUCGACCCCGAGUACUGCAGUUGCCAGCAGCUGACUGACAAAUCCGACGUGUAUUCCUUCGGCGUGGUGCUGUUCGAGGUGCUGUGUGCGAGGCCCGCCGUGAACCGGACGGCCCCGAAGAAUCAGAUCAGCCUGGCCGCCUGGGCCCAAAGCUGCUGCAAGAGCAGGACUGUCGAAAUGAUCGUGGACCCGCACCUGAAGGGGGCGAUCGCCCCCAAGUGCCUCAAUAAGUUCUGCGAGAUCGCCAUGAGCUGCUUGCAGGACGAGGGGGCCAACCGGCCAUCCAUGAACGACGUUGUGCGGGGCCUCGAGUUUGCACUGCAGCUACAGGUGAGCGCGGACCAGGAGGUGAUAGACCACGUGGGUAAGUCCGGGCACGAUGGCGAUGACGUGGCUCCGAUCAGUGGUGACAAACGCAAGCGAUGAGUUGUUCAGCAGUAAGGCAGCUGCAACAAGCCAACAACGACCAGUAGCGGUGGUGUUUAUGAUGAGGAUACGAUUAGUUAUGAUUCGGAGAAGUUGCUGUCCGGGGCUGUCUGCUGUGAGAUUAUGAAUCCCCAAGCUCAAUGGGAGAAGGGCAUUCCAGUUCAACUAUUCCUGCUUUUUUCUUGAAGUUGAUUAUGGCAAGGUUUUGCUGCGAAAUAUCGAGCAUGAAAUAGUGUCAUUCUAUUUUUGCUUUGGGACAAUAAUUGUAACUUACGAAAUGUCUCUACA
Syzygium oleosum is the source of this 2989-nucleotide messenger RNA. Its product is annotated as receptor-like protein kinase FERONIA. Lineage: Eukaryota; Viridiplantae; Streptophyta; Magnoliopsida; Myrtales; Myrtaceae. The transcript has a single exon. Bases 248 to 2701 code for a protein of 817 amino acids. Gene Ontology annotation, biological process: protein phosphorylation. Gene Ontology annotation, molecular function: protein kinase activity; ATP binding. The record is from RefSeq and is a predicted model, not a curated record.